CGGUCCGCUCAGUGAUUCAGCGUGUGUGACCUUUGACCUCCGUCAGGUGUCCCGUGCUGUUCUUCAGAGUGCAGAGCGUCUGUCCGUCUGCAGGGACGCAAGAAGAAGAAGGAGGAGGCGGAGCUUACCUGGCUGACAGACGGCACACCUCUCUCUACAUGGGAGCGUCCACCAGCAGCUCUGUCCCCUGUCUCAGUGUGGACGGAGCGUCUCCUGCUGGUGUCUUUCAGACCGUGGAGCUGCUCAGCAGCAUCAUCCUGCCUCACCUGCAGCACAGCAGCUCGCUGUCCGGCUGCACCGUCCUCCUCCACGGCCGCGCAGGAAGCGGCAAAGUGACGGCGGUCAGAGCGGCGACCCGACGACUCAACCUGCAUCUGCUCAAGGUGGACUGUGUGUGUGUGUGUGCUGACACGCCUGCAGCCUCGGAGGUGAAGCUGAGCGCGGCGUUCCAGCGGGCCGCCGCCCUGCAGCCCUGCGUCCUGCUGCUCAGGAACCUGCAGCUCCUGCUCGCCGCUGGAGGAGGCGCGGAGGAGGACGGCCGAGUCCAGGCGGCGCUCUGCCAGCUGCUCCACAGCGCCCCCCGCAGUGUGGCGGUGGUGGCGACGGUCUGCAGGCCUCGGCAGCUGUCCGCAGGCGUCGUGGCGGCGUUCGUCCACCAGGUGGCGCUGGAGAGUCCCACGGAGGAGCAGCGGCGCUCCAUGCUGGUCAGCCUGAGCCGAGACCUCCAGCUGGGGAGGGACGUCAACCUGGAGAGACUCUCCAAACUCACCGCGGGCCUGGUUUUGGGGGACCUGAGGGCUCUGCUGGUGGAGGCGGGUCGAGCUGCCUGCAGGAGGCUGAUUCAGAGCUGCGGCGGCCGGCGGCAGGAGGACCUGUGCUCCAGCGGCGUGACCAUCCUGAACCAGGACUUCAGCUCCGCCCUGGAGGCCCUGCAGGACGCCCAGUCCACGGCCAUCGGAGCCCCCAAG
Plectropomus leopardus (leopard coralgrouper) is the source of this 968-nucleotide messenger RNA. Lineage: Eukaryota; Metazoa; Chordata; Actinopteri; Perciformes; Serranidae. The record is from RefSeq and is a predicted model, not a curated record.